Hipposideros armiger (great roundleaf bat) is the source of this 1499-nucleotide messenger RNA. It is a transcript of the gene FAM89A, whose product is annotated as family with sequence similarity 89 member A. The record is from RefSeq and is a predicted model, not a curated record. NCBI's taxonomy places the organism in Eukaryota, Metazoa, Chordata, Mammalia, Chiroptera, Hipposideridae. The transcript is spliced from 2 exons. Bases 39 to 563 code for a protein of 174 amino acids.
CGGGCAUCCGCCGGCGGGCUCGUGGCCGGGCCGGGGCGAUGAGCGGGGUCGGUGCGCGGGGGCUGCGGGUGGACGGGCUACCCCCACUGCCCAAGAGCCUGAGCGGGCUGCUGCACUCGGCGUCGGGCGGCGGCGCGGCGGGCGGCUGGCGGCACCUGGAGCGGCUGUACGCGCAGAAGUCACGCAUCCAGGACGAGCUGAGCCGCGGGGGCGCCGGCGCCGGCGGGGCCCGGAGCGCGGCGCUGCCAGCCAAACCUCCAAACCUGGACGCCGCGCUGGCCCUGCUGCGCAAGGAGAUGGUUGGUCUCCGACAGCUGGACAUGUCCUUGCUCUGCCAGCUGUACAGCCUCUACGAGUCCAUUCAGGAGUACAAGGGGGCGUGCCAGGCCGCGUCCAGCCCGGACGGCACUUACGCUCUGGAGAACGGCUUCUUCGACGAGGAGGAGGAAUACUUCCAGGAGCAGGAUGCCCUCCGUGAUGGGAGGGAACAAGGCCCUGCGAGGGAUCUGUCACUGCCCGCCCCGCCCCUCUCCGGCAGCGACUGGAUUCUGGAGUCCAUCUAGACGGUCUCUGGAGGAAGGAGACUGUUACUGCCGGACACACGGUCAGCAUUUGCUUCACCUCUGCUCCCUGGGGGUGGCCCCCCGGGCAUGUGGGACCAGUGCUGCCUGUUUAAUUUGUAGGCAGGGAGAGCUGCACAGACACCUGGUGGCAGCCUGUUUGGGUGGCCGAGUUUCUGCUGAGGUGCACCGCAGUAUCCCGACACCUGGUACCGAGGCCCUCCUACGAUGGUUCAUAGCGACAAUAUGACAAGAGGAUCCUGGGGAAGGUCCGUGCAGGAAUUUCCCACGAGACGACGUCUAGCUCGUUCCUUCCCGACAGAUGGGAGACGGAUCUCCACCGUCCUUGUAGGGUUUGCCUCCGGCUGCAGUGUGUCAAAGCUAACAUUUCACGGCUCCCUUCCUUAGUACCUACCUUCUGCAGCUUGCUUGCUUUUUCAUGGGCUUUGCAGCCUCUCCGUUGAGCUUUAUUUAUUUGUAAGCAGCAUUACCAACUGUCCGGGCGACUCCGUGAAAGCUCUGCACUGCAAAAGCAAAUGUUUCAGGUCACACCGAUCAACUGCCUUCUCUUAGCCGGUCCAAACGCCGUGUGUCGUUGCUUGCCCAGCAGAUACAGGAGGAAGGAAGAGCACGCGAAGAUACGUCCAGUGGGACAGAGGCUGGGCCAGCUCACGUGUUGUAUCAUUCACUGGACGGUGGCAAACGCCUUUGUUUUUAAAGAUUCUGAAUGUAAACUAGUAUGUUAGAAAGUGGAUCCCCCACCUUCACGCAAAACAGUGAUCACCUUAAGCCUUAAUAUAUUUAUUAAAAUCCUUUAUGAACACUUUAUACUUUGUAGGUUAAACAUGAGGAUAAAAUGCUAAACUCCUUGUCUGUGGUUGUGUGUUAUUUUGGUCUGAAUUCAGAAUCAUCAACGUUCAUAACUUGAAUGCAUUGAAU